Molecule: messenger RNA, 1743 nt
Organism: Branchiostoma floridae (Florida lancelet)
Lineage: Eukaryota; Metazoa; Chordata; Leptocardii; Amphioxiformes; Branchiostomatidae
Product: transmembrane protein 187-like
Exons: 2
Coding region: 248-1162 (304 amino acids)
Cellular component (GO): transport vesicle
Source: RefSeq, a predicted model, not a curated record
CGCGAGGCGCAGUGAGUUUAGACACCUCUGGGGGUAGGCGCCACAGAGUUCCCGGAUGUUGUAAACAAAAUUUCUUCCCUUUUCUUUUGCUCAAAGAAUUUUUAAUCUCGUUCUGUCCCUGAACGGAAAAUAAACAUUCGUCACAAACAGGGUAGACUUGAUGGUUGAAUGUUGAUAAUUUGGAAUAAAGAUUUUAUUUGAGGGACGCUGCCCCAUCAGCCACUCACAUAAUUAACAGAUACCCCGGAUGUUCAUUUGCAUGUUUCCAGUCUCGUACCCAGGGUCACGAGAGCGAGAACUGGGAACGUUUGACACUUCCGGGUUUGGCAGCACCUGCAGACCCUCCAGGAUGGACCACGCUGUGAGUACAGCUGCCAUCUCGGUCGUCAUUCCAGUUGCCAUGGCAACGGCGAUCACAUGGCUGGGCUGUUUCGACAGCGUCAUCACCGAUCUCGGUUUCCAACACUACGGCGAGCACCCUGACCACAACAUCCCCCUCCUACCCUCUCAACUCAAGAUGCCUGCUAACACCCUGGUCAACUUGGGUUACACACUUCUCGGAUUCCUGUGGAUUAACAAGUUUGUAAAAGACAGAAACGACGGCGCCAUUACCGACGGCGACCUUUUUGUGGGUUCUACAUUCUGCUGGAUGGCGGUCGCGUAUGGACCGGUACAGUUCCUGCGUAUCGUGACUCAGCGGCACAGGUUCGCCGUGUUAGACCAGUGGUUCACCCUACCGUUCUUCGCUUGGGUUGUGGUGAUGAGCGACUACCUCAUGGACGGAUGGAAUGCCAGAAGGAUUUUGACUGUCGUUGUGCUUUCCUUUGCGAGCUAUACCUUCGCUCUACUUCAUGACCUUGGCUUUGAGGUCGCUCUAGGAUUUCACAUACUACUUGCCGUUAUGUACGGCAUGCAAAUUUUCCGAGCUAGCCAAUCAGAAAAGUUAAAGUCGAAGCUACUAAGGGCAUUGAUGUUUGCUGUUCUGUCUUGUGCAGGGUUUGUCGGGUUGAAGCUCCUUGACUUGUACCUUGCCAGGUUUUUGUUGUUUCAUCGUUUUUCGGGACAUUUCUGGUCCAAGGUGGCGGACAUAAUGCAGAUACAUUUUGUGUGUAAAUUCUUCCACCCCAUCAUGGUGGAAAAUGCCAAGAAUAAGAAAGAAUGAUUGCAAUUAAAGGAGUGGAAAGAUUAAAAGCUGAUCUAGUCACAAUCUAGGUUUAAGUGAUCUAGAACUUAGGCCAAGUUGACUCGAUCACAUAGAUGGCAUCCUCUGGGAACUCCAAAACUGAUGCAAGCGUUCAAAGAAAAAAACGUUUGGCAAAAUAAAAGUUGAUUGAUUAUAAAAUGUGAGUGGUAAGGAAGGUUGAACAAAUGACUAGCACACAUCUUGUAUAUCAAACAGUAGAUUCUUCAUAUUUGUUCUUCUUUGACUUUGUCAUUCUACAAUAUUAGUACAUGUAUCUCUUUCCUGAUAUAUUUUGCACUAUUUGCAUACUUUUGUAGCUGCUUUGUACGAUUUACAAUAUGGUCAAAAACUUUCUUUUUAAAUCAAUGCAUAAGUAGAUGCCAUUUAUAUACAUGUAAUCAAAUCAACAUGGCCUUACCAAUAAUGUAUUUAUCAACUAUUCUGUAACAUGGCAGAUUUAACUUUCAUACUAAUAAAUACAUGUAUUGAAAGUUUUCAGCAAUUUUUUUUAUUGAUCAUUUUUACAGUUUGGAAGAUAUGAGUACACAUUACACAAACCC